AUGGACCGACUACUUCAAGCGCUAGCAGAAGCUGCGCUAAGCCAGGAGCACACAUUACGUCAGAUCGGUGAGUCACAAAAGAAAAUGACAGAGAUACUAUCACAUCGAAUAUCGGAAACGGACGAUACUGCAAAGUCGUCGCAAUUCGCAAAUCUGGCUACACGGCUCGGUAAAUUCGUUCAUGACCCUGCAAGGGGUAAAACUUUCACGUUGUGGUUUGAACGACAUAGAAGCACUUUCGCGGAAGGAGCGAAGGGUUUAACCGAUACGGAGGGAAAAGAGCUACUUCUUAAUGCUCUCGGGGAUGACGAGUAUCAACAAUUACUCAGUCGUUUAUCGCCGAAGAAACCGCAAGAGAUGUCUCUUGCAGAUCUCGUGCAACAUCUUCGAAAACAGUUCCACGAUAAUAAAAUGUUAUUUCAACGUCGUUUUGAAGCUCUCAAUUUUCGUGCUUCCCCGCCAGUAACGGCUAUAGAAAUACUUGAUAAAGUAAAUGUCCUGGGAGAUGCCUUUGAGCUCGAUAGUUUCAAUAUCGACCAGCUCAAAAUUCUACUAACGGCUCUCGCCCUAAGCGACCACACCUACUACACGGAGCGAACAGUCUUCUUCAAGGUUGUAUCAGAAAAAGAAAACUGCACAUUUCAAGACAUUAGAGAAAUCUGCUACGCACAUGCGAACCGCACGGCUGACGUCAUGCGCGUUAAAGGACAGCGCUUCUCCGAAAUCAACGCGGUCAGCCAAUCUACAAAGAAUUCAUCUAAAAAGAAAGGUAAAUAUUACGAAAAGAAAACAAAUCCUACUACACUACAUUACGAGAAAAAGAGAAAUUCUACUACAUUAUCGCCAUGCUAUGGCUGCGGUUCCACGAAACACAAACGGGAUGCAUGUCCGUUUAAGAAUGCAGCGUGCAGAAUCUGCAAGAAAACGGGACACAUUGCUAGAGUUUGCUUAUCGAAGCAACGAAAUAAAAUAAAUACUGUCACAUUACAAGGUGUUCUAGACACAGGUCAUCGAUAUCGCAAAUUCGCGCAUAUUACUAUCAAUAACAUGCCAUUGAAAAUGCAGCUGGACACAGAAGUGGAUGUAACUACGAUCGGGAGAGAAACUUGGACACGAAUCGGUCGUCCAAAACUCCAACCUCUUACUACUUCAUGUGUGAAUGUUUCAGGACAUCCAAUGCAUACCAUAGGAUUUUUUAACGCCUCACUUGGCUACAAAGACUGUAUGAUAAAAGCACAAGUCAUCGUACUUGAUCGUCCAGAAACUGCACUACUUAGUUCUCAAGCAAUAGAUGAGUUUGGCUUAAUUACCUACGAUACAGGAGUCGUCGGAAAUCUGCAAACGAUGAAUACGAUUACGGUAAAUUCAUUUCAUAAACAAUUCACAGAACUUUUUAGUAGUUCUACAGGAGAAUGCACCAAGAUGACGGUUCAUCUGCGGCUUAAACCAGAUGCGAAACUAAAACAUAUUCCACGACGUCCAAUCGCACUUGCAUUAGAAGAACCAGUCAAUGAGGAACUGGAUAGACUCGUUAAAAAUGGAAUUUUAACGCCAGUCGACUUUUUGAAAUGGGCGGCGCCCAUAGUAGUUACACGCAAAGCAAAUGGAAAAAUACGUAUUUGUGCAGACUACUCUACAGGAUUAAAUGACGCACUUGACGCGGAGGAUUAUCCAAUCCCAGGGAUAGAGGAACUUAUGGCAAAACUUCGAGGAAGUUCUAUCUUCUCACAACUAGAUUUAUCUGAUGCUUAUUUCCAUCUAAGACUGGAUGAGGAAAGUAAGAAGCUAACUACAAUAAAUACUCAUCGAGGUUUAUUUGCUUACAAUCGGUUGGUUUUUGGGUUAAAACCAGCUCCUGCAAUUUUCCAACGUACGCUGGAACAGGCACUUACAGGUAUUCCAGGCGUACUCGUCUAUCUUGAUGAUAUUCUGAUUUAUGCUAAAGGUCUGAUUAAUUACUACGGGAAAUUUGUACCAAAUUUGCAUCGACUCAAAGCACCAUUCGAAGCUUUGAUCAAGAAAAAUGUACUCUUCGUGUGGACAUCAAAAAUGAAGAAAACGUUUGAGAAUAUUAAAAAUAUUCUUACUGGACCACUUCUACUAGCGCAUUACGAUCCCAGACAAACUCUGAUCGUUGCAGCAGACGCUAGUCUGCGACCAGAUCGGAAUUGGUGGCGUUUUGUUACAGCGCGCAUCAGAUGGCCAGCGGACGCUCUUUCAAGGUGCAACAUUCAGCGAAUUCUCGCUGAGGUUAUAGAUCGUCUACAAAACGGAUGGCUUAAAUCGGACGUAACUGACAAGGAGUUAAUGCCAUAUUAUCGUCGUCGCGAUUACUUAGCCAUAGUUGAUAAUACAUUAAUUCUAGAUGAGAAACUAAUAAUUUCUAAACGUCUACAAUCUACUGUACUGAAGCAACUACACAUUGCACAUCCAGGUAUCCGCCGGAUGAUACAGCUUGCUCGACGUUAUUUCUAUUGGCCGGCGAUGCAUGAUGACAUCGAGAGAUACGUCCGAUACAUGGACAAUGGGUACUCGUCAUUGUCCGCAGCUACUCCAAAUUCGAAGAAGCAGGUUCUCAACAAUAACAUCGGCAGCAACAUGUCGAUAUCUGCGAAGACUCUUUAG
Camponotus floridanus (Florida carpenter ant) is the source of this 2625-nucleotide messenger RNA. RefSeq lists its product as uncharacterized. Bases 1 to 2625 code for a protein of 874 amino acids. The record is from RefSeq and is a predicted model, not a curated record. The transcript has 5 exons. Gene Ontology annotation, molecular function: zinc ion binding; nucleic acid binding. Lineage: Eukaryota; Metazoa; Arthropoda; Insecta; Hymenoptera; Formicidae.